Oreochromis niloticus (Nile tilapia) is the source of this 900-nucleotide messenger RNA. RefSeq names its product focadhesin. NCBI's taxonomy places the organism in Eukaryota, Metazoa, Chordata, Actinopteri, Cichliformes, Cichlidae. Gene Ontology annotation, biological process: regulation of post-transcriptional gene silencing. The coding region runs from base 16 to 885 and encodes 289 amino acids. The transcript is spliced from 7 exons. The record is from RefSeq and is a predicted model, not a curated record.
GUAUGAUCCAGUGACAUGAUGGAGAGUUUAAAGACGCGGCUCGAGUUCCCCAGCCCUGUCGUACAAGCCCAGACGGUGAGAAGUCUUGUUGCAGCUGUCUUAAAGGAAAAAGGGUCAGAUGGGCAAAUCAGCUGGUCCUGUGCUCAGGGCCCAGCGCUGGAAGCUUUGUGGCAGCAGUGCUGCAGUGACUGUGCUGUGGUGUGUUCAGCAUGCUGUGACACCUUGGUGUUAUUGGUGGACCAGGGCCAUGCAGACCUGGAGUACAUCCUCAAUGGUGUCCUCAACCUCCUGCCUUCUGCAAGACACACUCAAGGGUUGAUAAAAGUCAUUCGGCGAUUGUUGGAGAUGCAGGCUGACCAGAGCGAUGGACACUUCACCUGUCCGUAUUCUAUCAGGAGCAGCCCUCACCCGUACGUCACAGCCCUGGAGAACAGAGCGGACUGCUGGCCGGCUCUGCUGUUCGAGAUCGAUGACUUUAUCCAGAAAGCUGUUGACAGAGAUAAAGCGGCUUAUAUCACCAUGCUGGCCCCCUUCCUUCGGUACCUAUACUGCCAACCUCACAGGCAACCCGAGCACGCGCUCCUUCGACAGAGUCUUCUUAGGGUGAUGCUGCCCAUUCAGGGAGGAUCCAGGUCCGCCCCCCAGAACAAGGAGCAGGAAACGCUGACCCCAGUGUCUGACAGGCUGCUGCUCUGUCUUUGUCAGCUGGUUCCACACAUGCAGGUGGACAGCGUGGAGGCAGUCCUGGAGCUGUGUGCAUUUGUGGGUGCUCUGCUCCAAGAUCUAACUGGGACCUCUGGAGACCAGUGGAAACCAGAGAAAGCGGCGCUGGCUCUGCAGCUGCUGUGUGCGUGUCGGCGAUGCCUCGAGUUAAACGGAGACUGAGACCAAUAAUCGGCU